This is a messenger RNA of Rhinopithecus roxellana (golden snub-nosed monkey), 804 nucleotides long. RefSeq lists its product as uncharacterized. The transcript has a single exon. The record is from RefSeq and is a predicted model, not a curated record. Lineage: Eukaryota; Metazoa; Chordata; Mammalia; Primates; Cercopithecidae. The coding region runs from base 20 to 394 and encodes 124 amino acids.
CUUGGGGAAAAGGUGAGAAAUGGAGCCGGAGUUUCUACGCUCGGUAGGGGUUAAGCUGGGACCCACACACACCCCCAAAACAUGCCCACGUGCAAGUCCCUCCCACCCGCCCUCCCAGGGGCGAAGAGACCCUGUCCCGGUGGAAGUGGGGAAACCCAGUCGGGUACAGAAAGCAGAGGCCAUGGCGCAGAGAGGAGUCGCGGCUUUCCGGGGCUCAGCCCUAGGGCUACGGACCCAGGCUGCGGAGAUGCUCGCGCCACCCACCCGAGCCAGGCAACCGAUGCUUCCAGGCGAGCUCCGCGGGGCCGAGGUGCCGGGAGAACCGGCUCCGGGCGCCCGCGCGCUGCCCGACCUGGGUAACCGGCAAAGUGGAGCCCCGGGGUCGAAGUCCUAAAGUUACUAAUCCCGCGCAGGGGGAGAGAGCGUGCCUCUGGCCGCCCGGGGCGGUCAUUUGAGGGUGUUUACUUAAAGACUUUGCAAGCACAGCGCGCGCGAAAUCGUCGGAUUUCCAGCAAGGCAGCAAAUAUUUGCAGGCAGGAGAAAGAAGCGGAGCCGAGCCGCGCCGCCGAGUCCCUCCCCCCUGAGCCCCGGCGCCGGCCUGGGCGGACCCGGCCUCGCAGUUAAAGACAGAAAAGAAACCGGGAAUCUGCGAGGCUGGGGGGCGGGGAGCGACACCAAAGGCCAGAAACUGCAGCACGGCCCGAGGCCCUGACGAGCCGGGCCUGGGGGAGGAGAAGUCCCUUCCCAUUCCAGCUCGAUCAAUCUUGCUGGGCUGCGAUCGGUCAAUAAAAACGGUGUGAAGCG